UCAAUGCAGAGCUGAACGCCUUGACAGAGAGUGCAGAGCGUCCACCGUAGCGGAGCGGCGGCGACGGUGCGACACCAUGCGCGCUCCGGCGAUACUGCUGCACCGCAGCACGGCCGCCGCCGGCCUCAGCGAGCCUCCGUCGCUGCUGCCGCCUCGGCCCGAGCAGCAGACAUCGCUUGUGGUCACCGUGCACUCGGACAUGGUGGUGAUCCUGGCGUCGCUGCUGUGCGUCCUCAGCUGCGUCCUCGGCCUCGCCCUCCUGUCCCGGCACGCGUGCCGCCGACGACCCUCUGACCGCUACCCUCCUCCCCCCACGGGCCUCAGGAAGAAGGCAAUCGACGCGCUCCCCACCGUCUCCUUCGCCGCGGCCGCCUCGUCGUCGUCGGAGUGUGCUAUAUGCCUGGCGGAAUUUGCCGACGGGGAGGCCGUGCGCGUGCUCCCAGGAUGCGGCCACGGCUUCCACAUCGCCUGCGUCGACGCCUGGCUCCGGACGCGCGCCUCGUGCCCGUCCUGCCGGGCCUCCAUCGUUGCCACGCCCAUGCAGAUGCAGGUACAGCCAGCGGCGGCGCCCACCGUGGUAGUCGUCGUGGCAGGGAAUAGCAGGUGCGGGAGAUGCGGCGAGCUGACGGCGGCGGCCGGUGCACGCGCCGCGGAUGGCGCGGUCUUGGCUUAGUCAGGUUUGUAGGUACUGUUCGCGUGCUUCAUUUUACUCGGCCUCUGCUUCAUUUUGGCAGCUCCUCUGCAAAGCAAAACUUGUGGUGUUUAAGA
Triticum aestivum (bread wheat) is the source of this 768-nucleotide messenger RNA. Its product is annotated as probable E3 ubiquitin-protein ligase ATL44. Lineage: Eukaryota; Viridiplantae; Streptophyta; Magnoliopsida; Poales; Poaceae. The transcript has a single exon. Bases 77 to 673 code for a protein of 198 amino acids. The record is from RefSeq and is a predicted model, not a curated record.